GGAAUACAUGCUAACCAAAUGUCUCACUAAGAACAAUGUGAUGUGAUCUGUAGCUAUAGUUGUUCGUUAUGAAAGUGAGAUGUAACUGCUCUGGGCCAGAAGCUGCUGAUAUGUUCUGAGAAAACGGACGAACGAGAAACAAGGAAAAUGGAUCCUCCAGACAGAACUGAAUUCCUCAGAUUAACGGUUAGCUAUCUGCAACAGGGGGACUUAGUUCAAGGGAAAGAGUCAUUACAAAAAACUCACCAGUAUUUCCAAGACUUGUUGCCAAGUGAGUUAUCCAAACCCACUUUACAGGAGAUAGAGAUAGUAAACAAGGCAGAGAAAAUAUCGAUAGAGAAUGUGGCGUGGAGUCUUCGAAAUGGAGUAAUUUUGUUGCCCCAGACGUUCGUUAAGAACAACUUCUUUGUCUGCUUUGCCAAUGUAGUUGGUGCUGUUGCUUUAAUCACGAUUUGCGUUGAUAUAGCUGAGAAAGUAUUUGAGCAGUUAAAAGUGUACAUUGAGAAUGAUAAAGACGAAGAAUCAAUUAUUAGCCUUGGAGUUGCCCUUAACAACUUAGGUUGCGUGUAUAUUAUCAAAGGAAGUUUUCAAAACGCAAAAGUUAGUCUUCAAAGAGCUCUUGCGAUAUUUAGAGUACUCAAAACAGGAAAAGAGUGUGUCACUUUCGAGGAGAAAAUAUUAACAAUAGCAAACAACUUACGACUAGUGCGUCAGGCUCAAAGAAGUUAUGUAACUGACAUGCAAUUACAAAACGAUUUCCUUUCUAAUGUAAACCGCUUUGCCAUACAACCAAGAAUCACUGCAGUUGUUGAUUACAAUGAGGCCGUAACCUCUUUGGAGAGCAGAAAUCUUAGAAAAGCUUUGGACGAGCUCGAGAACUUAAAAGCAUUUUGUGAAACAAAAUUACACCUAAACAAGGGUUUGUUAACCUUCAUUUUGUUAAAAAUCCGUUUACUUUGUUUGAUGCUUCAAGCUUCUAGUGGGACCACGACAUUUAUUGAUUCUAAGAUUUCGACCUUGCAAGGGCUGAAGGAACUUGUUGAUGUUAGUACAAACUUUUCGUUAGACUUCUCAGUCACAACUGUGGAGACUGUGGCCGACAUUCACCUUUAUCAAGGUAAUCUUGACCUUGUCAGUAGCUAUUUCUCCUAUCUUGUACCGGUUGUUCGUGAAAGAUGUGGUGCAGAUCACCCAACAGUUGCUUCUUUUCUGUCAAAGCAAGGACUUGUCUUCCUCCAUUUGGAAAACUUCGCUCGUUCGAGGCAAUGUUUUACCGAUGCAUUAGAGAUUUUCACCGGAGCUUUUGGUGCUAUUCACCCCGAUGUUCUCAAAUGCAAUGCAGGUCUUGCGAGGCUAGAAUGGCUCGGUGGACAUGAAGAAAAAUCCUUAACGCACAGUCAGACAGUUCUGGAAAAUGUGGAAAGGAUUUGCCAAGUUUCACUUGAGUGCCAAUUGAAGCCAAAAUUCAUUGAAUUGUCUUCACAAAGCGAAAGAACACCAUCUCCUGAUGUCGAUCAUGAAGAACAACUAAAACUUGAAACUCUGGUUUCUGAGUUUGGCAUAGAUAUAACCAGGGUUCUCAACCAGCAUCAACCGAGUGAUCUUGGGGAUCGUCCAGGAGCACUCUCAGAAAGUGAUGAUUUUGUGGAUUCCUCCAUCUCCAAGGACUUCUAUGCAAAGCUGAGCUUUAACUGGUUGAAAGCUGGUCUUUGUUUGUUUAACGUUGGAGUGGAUCAAAGUGUCGCUUUUCUCUUUCUCUCGUUUACAUAUGCAAGUAUGUUUUAUGAUCAUUUGGAUUGUUCUGAAGUCAUUUUACUGAAAGUGAUUUUCCUUGUGUGUCAUCUAAAAUCUAAGAAGUGUCAAACUUUUCUGAAAAUUCAAGAGAGAUUAAGAAAAGAGUUCGGACGGUUGAAGAGCUUCAUUGAGGACAAAGCGAAGAGAUUUGAUGAACCGGAGAGCAAAAUUAUAUUUUUUGACGAAAAUACAAACUUGAUGGUUGCUCUGGCCGUAAUCCUUCGGACGUUUGUAGAAAUGGAAAUGUACGAGAUGAUAGCUGAUGUGCAUAGUCUAUUGUCUUUCCUGUCAAACCAACAGUCACCUCAGGUAACUCAUGUAUUUCUCGUUGAAGAGCUUCGGUUUGCGUUUUUUAGUUCAAACAUACAAUGUCUUGGCAAAGAAGUUAUGCAUGACCUGAUUUUGUUGACGCCUCUUGGGGUGAUGAACAAUCGAAAAGUCACUGACGUAAACGAUGCAGAUACUCCCUGUUACUCUCAAAGCAAGGAGCUUACAACAACUUUACGUGAAGAUGAAAACUUUGGAGAAAGGAAAUCGAGGCAAAUUUUCAAAGCUUUGGCACUCAAAACUGAUAGUAAUCAGUGGAAAGGAUCUCGCAGAUUUCUUGUGGAGUGUCCAAUAUCUCGUGGAGUUGAUAUUUCAGCACUAAAUGAAAUAAAUGCGUGGAGUAUAAAUGCAGUAGAAGACAGUCUGCCUCACUUGAUCUUAUGCAGCCCUCAGAGCAUAGAAUUGACAGCACAGUACUUCCUAGAAUUGGAACUCUUAGCCUCUGCGGAAAGCACUCUUUCUUCGAUUUCUGGUGAUUUUUCCCUUUUGCCACUCGUACUAUCGGCAGCUAAGGAUGGUUCAGGAUCUGAAACGCAAACUCCGGUUCUCGUCAACACAGAAAACACUCAUGAAGGAAGCCUAUCAUUUAUCUUCCAAGACAAAAUAAUCGCGAAUUUUCUAUUCGGAAAGCUUUUAAAGCAAAUUUUAACUAAUGAAGGCGAGCUUGGUGAGGUUGUGAACGUGGUAGUCAAAGACAGCCAGCUCGUGUUGAACAUCCAAGGCCCACUCAUAAGGCAAAUAGUAAUUCGGUGCCAUGAAGACACCAUCAAAGUGAAAACCCACUUGAUUCACUAUUCUCAAAGCCGUAGAAAAGUUGAGAUUGUCCGAGAAGAAGUUCCACCAUGCAAUUGUUCUCCUAUUGAGACGGUGAUCGCUGACAAAAUGGAAAAAUGUGCUCGUAAUUUUGGCAUUCAUUUCGAGACAAAAAGUGAUGAUGCCUGGUGUACUGCGUCACAACUGACUGGAAACGCUAGGGACAUUUCAAUGAGAGAGCACCAGCCGCUAGAAAUGCAGCUUAAAGCAGAACGUCCAAGCCCUAUUUCUUCUCUUCCAACCUUACCUUCCAGACAGUCGUUCCUGUCGGAAUCAUCGACACAAACAGAUUCCUUGAGUAUUCCCUCAACAUCUGAUCUUAGUACUCAAACAGAGGUCAGUGACUCUUAUGACUCUGAAAAUCUAGUGGAGCCCACAUCAUCAUCCAGUAAAGUAAGUUUAUCACCAUCAUUACCUCCAUCGUCAUCGUCAUCAUUAUCUUCGUCAUCAUCACCUUCAUCAUCAUCAUCAUCAUCAUCAUCAUCUUCAUCAUCAUCAUCAUCCUCCGGUGAAGAAGGUACUGAUGAGGUCUCCAGAAGGUCAAGGUCAGAGCCAGAAGAGAAAGUUAAAUCCUUGGUGUAUUCCGUCUAUUCGUGUGGUUUAGAAUUGGAGAAACGCGGAAGAGAAGUUCCAAAUCUUGCAAAUUCAGAGUUCAACUAUAGUAGCAACGAUGUAGAGGAAGGACAGACAAAUCAACCACCACUCGUUCUGCCAUUAACUUUGAGGGUUCAGACGGAUGGAAAAUUACGCAAGAGUAAAGAAAACCUUGAGAAGUGUAUUCAAACCGAUGAUUGGCUAGGGAAUUCUAUGGAUGAUGAAGUUGAUGGUGCAAUGAAAAAUGUUUCGUGUGAAAGUUCUGCAAUCCAACAUUGUCUUCCCUGUUAUUCCUCCAUGGGAUCUACUGAACCACCUUUUCAAAGGGAAGGCGGUGUGACUGACAACCUUCCACGAAUUACAGACCAGGUAGAACGUCAUGGUGGUGCCGCUGCCUCAACCAGUUCGUGCAAUGAUGCCACGGAUGAAAACCGAAGGAAUAGGGAAUGUAAAGUCGAUUCGAAGUCACUGAAAGUUUCUCAAGAGAUGAAAAACAAGAAUCAAGAGUAUCUAUCUGGAAGAAGUCACAACACAAGGCCUGGGGAAUUUACAGGCUUAAAGGGUGGAGGAAAAGUUCCAUUUUUCUCUAACAGGGGCCGAAGUUACGAGAAUCGCGAAUCGGUUACUUACUGGAACGACAAGGACGCAAAGCCUGAGAAGGUUAGACCACAAGAUGAUAUGCGAAACACCAUAGAUAAAAAAGAAUCAAACUUCUUUGGUAUAAGGCCUUGCUUCCUUGCUCGUCACUCAGAUGACAGUUGCAUUACCACUCCUAUCGAUGACAUGGGGAAUACGAGGGAAAACGCCAUUGGAGGGUCUUCCAACACCUUGUCAGGGAAUCAAGGGUCACCUUGUUUAACUAAUGAGCAAGACUAUCGAGCUACGUACUCCUUUCAAGCCCCAUCGUUUCAGUCUGAAAGUUCAAAUGUAUCUGCUCACGCACAAGGUCCAAACCCUUACGGCUCCUUCGAUCCUAACCCUGCGGUCGGCUGGGAUCUACAAGUGCCUGUUCGUCCUCUACUCUCUCUUCCCUGCAACGGAUCGGAGCAUCUCAAAACGCUUUCCUGCGAUGAACGGCGAAUUGUAGUGAUAUCUCCGCAUGCUUUAAUGAAUGGUUACACGCCGUUGGCGCAAACACCCCUUCUACCAGAACAAAGAAAAGUCGAGGAUCAACGUUCUGAUCCUGAAGUAAAACAGGAGAGAAAGUAUGAUUUUAAAUUAAUGAAUGGAAAUCCUGCAAGUUUAUCUAAUACCACUUCAAUUACACAAGGCCUUGUCUCCCCUGAAAUGGAAAUCUCCACUCUACCACGAGCAGCCACUAACAGAAAUCUGACAUGGGAAACAAGAAUACUUGCAGAUCAGGACACUGCUUGCCAAGGGCCACCGUCUCUCUCAAAUUGUGAUUCGUUAGCUGACCUAGAGCUACAAGUGGCCGAAACUUGUUCCUUUGUCGAAAAAACCUUGAAAAAAAGACAAGUAAAGAAAAAGGCAAUGAAGGAAAAAGAGCGAAGGAAAAAAGAAGAGCGGGCCAGGAAAGAACAACAAGCACGUGAAGGAAGAGAAAGGGAGGCAAGUGAAACAAGACAAACGGAAUGUAGGAAUGACAGAGAGGAAGUCAGUAACCCGAAGAGCGGUGGAAGGGAAACACCUACGCAAACAUCAGCUGGUGCUGAGGGUCGACAAUGGCUCUGUGAACAUUAUAAGCGGCUCUGCCGUGUCAAGUUCCCAUGCUGUGGAAAGUUCUUUCCCUGUCAUCGUUGUCAUAACAACUCUGGGUGUUCAAAUGAUAAUUCCAAAGCAAGAGAGGCGUGUUAUGUUGAGUGCUCGGUUUGUAACCAUCAACAAGAGAUCAACCAGGACGCCCAAACCUGUGCUAGAUGUAAAACAAAGCUCUCGGCAUAUUUCUGCUCUAUGUGUAAACACUUCACGGGCACAGACAAAAAUCCAUAUCACUGCACAAAAUGUGGUAUCUGCCGCAUUUUCAAAGACCGCUCCUUCCACUGUGAUGUGUGUAACGUCUGUCUGGACAAACGGCUAGAAGGAAGACAUUCUUGUCGAGAAAAUUCAGGACAUGAUGAGUGCUGCAUCUGUUUGGAGUAUGAAGCAACUGCACACUUUUCACUGCCGUUAAAUAUGGAUUCCAAUAAGGACGCAUUCAGCGGUUGUCAAAUCUUGCCAUGCUCACACAAGGUUCAUAGAGAGUGUGCCAUUGCAAUGAUUCAGAAUGGCGUUCGUAGCUGCCCAAUUUGUCGUCAUCCUCUAUACAGUUAGACGAAUGGCAACGAGUGAAUGACAACGUCCAUCCCAGGCCCUUCUCUUCUCGCCUCGUUGAUGAAAUAGAGAGGACUCUGUGAAUGGAGUUGAAAGGAUGUUUUUUUUUAAUUUCUUCUAGAUAAUUUUUAGGUGUUCAGAGUUUGUUGACCUUUUAGCAUAAAUUCUAUAACAGCUUUAGUACUUAAAUUCAAUGGAGUUGUCUGAUUGUCCUGGUAAGAAGGCACUACCUACUCAGAACUUCUCACGCCCAGACGAUCAGACUACACAAUCGUAUCUUGCCCCAAGUUUAAAAUAUAUAUUGUACUAUCUUUUUUAGUUUCAUUGAUCGGUACGUUUUUACAUAAGUGUGACAUUUAGAAUUCGAACAAAUGUAUUAGGUUUAGGUGUGUGAAGUGCAGGUGAUAUGUAGGUCUCCAGAAUCAAACUAUCAAAACGUUAUCGCUACUUGUAAAAUAUUGAGUUUUUUCACCGACAACCCAGAAUUUAGAGAGGCAAGUUAAAUAAGUCGUCGAUGCUGAUCUCAAAUUUCGCGUAUAGAAAGCCUGGCUUAAGAUUUCCUUAGGUAUAUGUAUCCAGGAUAUUGAGUUGCUUCGGUAAUGAAAGAUACUCUGGCGAAAAAAAAAAGCAAACAAACAAGAACAAAACAGAACUAAUAUCGUCGAUUAUUCUAAACGUAUUACUAUACAACACUGCAUAAAUUCUAAAAUGACUCGAUUUAUCCCAAGGGGCUCUUUCCUCGCAAAUUUUGGCAACUUCGCGGGUCAUAUUCUGAGAUCUUAAUCUAAGGAGUAGUAUAGCGGGCAUUCGCUCAAAACCCAGCCCGUUCUGUUUCGUUUUCAUAAAUUUUUUAUAGUUUGAAUUUCAAAGCUAUUGAUAUCUGAGAAACGGCAUUUUCGGACCAAUGACUACCGGAACUUUCAGUAAAUGGGCUCCUGAGCAAUCAAAAAGACUAAAUUUGUAAACUAGAACGUAAAAUUUUGCAUUCAAAAUUGAACAACUUCGCGUCUAUGAGAAACGAUGAGAAAUUCAGCGUGAGUUCAUCGCUUAUUUUGGGUUGGUUGCUGAAUUGAAUCAUUCUAUAUGGCACAAAAUUGAGUAACAAAUGAUCCUAUAAGUUAGCUUUAUGAAGAAUACCGCAUGCUUUUAGUUAGUUCCUUGUUCAUAAUUUUUUUUUAAA
Molecule: messenger RNA, 6979 nt
Organism: Pocillopora verrucosa
Lineage: Eukaryota; Metazoa; Cnidaria; Anthozoa; Scleractinia; Pocilloporidae
Source: RefSeq, a predicted model, not a curated record